ACAGAUUUAUGUUGGACAAUUGCGAUGGUGGACCGGCCGCAGCGUCUCCCCUUCAUGACUGUGAGCUUGGCGAUUACCGGAUUGGAAGAUAGUUCCCGGAGGGGUUCAGUGCUGUGUUCUGUGUCUGUGCUCAAUGACAGUCAACCAUCGAUAUCAGACCCGACAUGCGGUAUACAGCCUUCGUUCCUGGAUCCCGUACAAUGAGCUUGGCAUGUGUCCACCCCGGGAAGUACCAGCGAUUACACGGCUCGAACCGCAUCCGCUGUCAUGUCUGCGGCCCGGUCCCGCAACCAUGACGCUGCCAGAGGCGCAAUGCAGCCUGGACGAUUUGCCUCGCUAUGGCUCCAGUCAUCUGCAAUUCGUACACAGCCAAGAUCAGCGGCUCCUUCUCAGCAGUGGCGAGGCAACACAACCCAUUUCGGCUCGAUCAGUACAAGAGAUGGAUCCAAAUCUAGCCGGAGUCUUCGAUCCGAUCCAGGCAGCAAUCGCGGGGACAACUCAAGCGGUGGGGGAGAACCAUCUCAGGCUAGUCACCGGACACACUCGAGCCAACCUCUUUGUCAUCACCAGGAGGGGGAAGAGCUGGCGAUGGAAGCAUCUCUUCGCAGGCCCGGGGACGGACGAGCCUUAAAUAGGGACUGUAGGAUGACGGCGCGACGUUGACGCGCAUCCUAGUCCUCUAGGUUGUGGACCUUGCGAUCAUCAUAUCGAGUUCCGUAGCACCAAUACCCGAGAGCAAUACCGUUGCGGGUGUCGAAAGAACCAGUGUUUCCAGGGCGGUUGGAAGAACUACAAAAUCGCAUCUCUCACAGUCGGAAACGGACUUCCAGUUGACGAGGAUCUCGGCUGGCCGUCAUCGG
Messenger RNA from Aspergillus homomorphus CBS 101889, 860 nucleotides. RefSeq lists its product as uncharacterized. The record is from RefSeq and is a predicted model, not a curated record. The coding region runs from base 134 to 631 and encodes 165 amino acids. The transcript has a single exon. NCBI's taxonomy places the organism in Eukaryota, Fungi, Ascomycota, Eurotiomycetes, Eurotiales, Aspergillaceae.